Exaiptasia diaphana is the source of this 5675-nucleotide messenger RNA. RefSeq names its product rho GTPase-activating protein 5-like. The coding region runs from base 107 to 5320 and encodes 1737 amino acids. Lineage: Eukaryota; Metazoa; Cnidaria; Anthozoa; Actiniaria; Aiptasiidae. Gene Ontology annotation, molecular function: GTP binding; GTPase activity. The record is from RefSeq and is a predicted model, not a curated record. Gene Ontology annotation, biological process: signal transduction. The transcript is spliced from 20 exons.
CAUAUUCAAACAAGCGACACAAAAUGGCGGCUUCGAGGCCGUGUACUCACCAGAACACAUGAGUAUGGACGAGAAAUCAUAGCUGAGAGGGCUCCAACGCCUAGGUAUGUCCAAGAGGAGCAACGACCUGAAGACAUACAACAUUUCAGUUGUAGGUUUGUCGGGGUUAGACAAAGAUCAGUCGUUAUAUGGUGUUGGAAAGUCAUGUCUGUGCAAUCGGUUUGUACGGCCGUUGGCUGAUGACUUCAUAGCAAAUCAUACCUCAGUGUUUUCUACGUCUGACUUUGGUGGUAGAGUUAUCAAUAAUGAUUCAUUUCUUUAUUGGGGAAGUAAACUACAGACAGGAGAAGAUGGAACAGAGUAUAGAUUCAAUGUUAUUGAGCAAACUGAAUUCAUUGACGAUGCUUCUCUUAUGCCGCUUGCUCGUGGAGGUCUGCCCUACCCCAAGCGUGCCACGGCUACUAAACUCAACUCUCCUGAAAAACUAAUGUACAUUAGCAGAGAGCAAGUAGCUUUACAGAAUGAUUUUGAGAAAGUCCCUUUUCCCGCUGGCAAAGUAAAUAUCGAUGGCUUUCUUGUGGUGUAUGAUGUUGAAGCUACUAACGCGAAACGUCUUGAAGAGACGCAAGAACGCUUUGUAGCAACAUUAAUAUCACAAAUCCUGAAGAGUAAACGACCAUUUGUGAUAAUAGCAAACAAAUGUGAUGUUACACAGUUAAGUUUACUUCAAGAAUUGUAUAGAUUUAUUCAGAGCAAGAAAAUUAACGCGCCCAUAGUCGAAUGUUCAGCGCUUGAAAAUGUAAAUGUAGACCUAGCGUUCAUAAUACUGGGCCAGUUGAUCGAGAAAGGCCGAAUACGUUCUAAGCUUACUCCUUAUUCUGAGGCAUCUAAAAUACAUCAAGAAUUAUUGGACAAAACUCUUCAAGAAUAUCAAGCUUUGAUCAAUCGAAAUGUUAAUAAUUUCCAAUGUUUGUGGAAAAACACCAAGAAAUCAAUUGAAGUGCAGCCUGAGUAUGUUGCAUAUCGCGAUCUCUUUGGCUCGGAAGCUUGUAAGAAAAUAUUUGCAAAACAUAUCCGCAAACUACGCCGUGAAUUUGAAGAAGGAAAGCUUAUGGAGUAUAUGUUAAAGCUGCCACAUGCUUUAGAUGAGCUGGUUCCUAAUAUCAGCUGUUUGGACACUUAUCAAUGGAGCUGGGAUGUCUGUCAAAGAAUGAUCAGAAACCAUAAAGACUUCAGUACAUGGAUGAUCGUUCUCCCUGACAGUACAUCAUGGAAUGAAAGCGAUCAUAUUCUCAGCAAUGAUUCUCGUAUUCCUUAUGAUGUUUUAUCUCUUCCCGAAGCUGAUCAAGCUUUUAAACUUCACAUUGACAAGCUAAAAGCAGCCGAGAAGAAGAGCAGAAUGAAAAAUGAAUUCAGAAAACUUUUAGAACUGACACCGCAGAUUCGACCUGGUAGUGAAUGGCGUGAUGUUGAAUCAAUUUUACAGAACGAGGAAAGUUACAAGUAUUUAGAUGAAUCAGAAAGAUUAACCAUCUUUGAUUCCUACUUAAGAGACAUUGCUGAAAAAGCAAAGGCAGAUUUUCAGGAGCUGCUAUUUGAAUCAGCCAGUUGUUUUACAAAGCUAGAGCCUAACGCUACACCAUCUGAGGAUGACAUGCAAGCAAUCUAUUCCAACCUAUAUCUAGACGAUCGAUAUAGAAGGCUUGAUAAGCUAGAGAGUAUUCGUAAAAUUAGAAUUCUAAAUCACAUCGCUUUGCUAAACAGUCCUUCUCGAUGUCUAUGCGGACCAGAUAAAUGCAGCGAUCGUCUUAUGCAAGAAAUCGUCGCGACGACAGCAUAUCGACCUGAAUACUCUGGUAGUGAUGAAACACUUGACAGYGAAGACAGUCAACUCAGCAUUGUCAUUCUUGGAAGUGAAGGACUGGGACAGAAUCUUGAGAAAGAGAUACAGUCGCAGUGUUCCUAUGGCGAGGGGUAUGAAUAUGUACUUGAUGGUCGUAUGUAUGAGUUGGACCUGAGAGUUAUUGAUGGUGAUGUUGAUAUACCAGAGUAUGGACUAACGAGUACAGAUAGUGUACCACAUGGGUAUUUUUGCGUGUACUCCACCUCAAAGUCCUUGGAUUACUUGCAUGAUUUACUAGAGGAGAUGUAUAGUAAGUCCAGGUAUAAUAGCGUUGACGACACAUCAAUGUUUAACCUAUCGGCAUCCAUCACCAUCUUCCUGGCCAAGAACACAGACAUUGAWGAUGUUGAAACCUUGUCCAGUCUGCGACAAAGAGGACAAGACCUGGCACAGAGAUUUGGUGCAGCGUUUAUUGACAUUCCCCUGGCAAGAUUUUCCCGUGACAAGAUYAUCCAUGAGACCCAGGUAGUAGACGCAAUGAGAAUACUAGUUGAAGACAUCAAGCAACAGUCCAGGAAGCUGUGCUCAGCUGAUGACAUCAGAGACUCAGAACCAGAUCUUAAGAUCAUGUUGUGUGCAAUGUGUGGUGAUCCAUACCCUGUAGAGCUUAUCUUUGGUCCAUUACUCUACCAUCAAUCAUGCUGGCGYAGUCCCUCCCAUCCUGAUACCAUUGUACUGGAGACAUAUGUUGGUUUUGAGAAGAGAAGAGUGCAAAUCAAGCUUACCUCAUACCAUCGUGCAUACAGCCUAAAUGAUCAAAUGUAUCAUGGGUACAUCCUGGUGUACUCAGCAACACGAAAAGCUUCCCUAGCAACUUUGAGUGCAUUCUCAGCAUCCAUUCCUCACGUACCUAUCCAAGUACUUGCUGUAACAGGGUCUGCAUCAGGAGCAAGUGUGGUGUUCCAUAGCAAUGAUGUCCCUGUAACACUCUUAGCUGAUGGUGUCAAUCUUGCUAGUAAAUUGUGCGCCAAGUUUCAAACUACCAACUCAAAGCUUCAACACCAAGGUGGUCUUUUCUCUCCAUUCUUUAAUAGCGCAUGGGACAAGAAACAUGACAGUGAAAUAGCUUAUGACAACUUUAUUCAAGAACAACGAGCACGACAGCGAGAAUUCACUAAACGUAAUGUCCAUGACCCUCUACCUGCUCCACCACCACAAUUUAACUAUAUGAACAACAAGACCCCUGUAGAAGUUACUCGACGAAGGACAGCUAGCGAAAGGCUGCCUAGCCCUCCCCCCCUUCGUCACAGGUUAUCAGCUAAUGAUAUUGAUGAUACUUCACCAUACGCGGAGUUCAGUGCUGAAACGAAGGCCUUGAUUAAAGCAAAGUCGGGUCAUGAGCUUACUAUACCAAUGACGUCAACACCCAAUGCAAUGGAUAAUCAUGUGCCGGUUGAGAAGGGUGCCACACCCAUCACUGCUGGGGAAAGACGUAGUCGUGGUGAAGACAUUUAUGCAGAGGUUGACAAAACAAAGAAGAAAUCAUUCAGAAAAUCAAAAGAUGUAAGUAUGAUGAACGAGAGUGAAGUCAAUUUAAUUGAGAAUUCUCUCUAUGCCAAUCCUAACAUCGCUGCUAAAAGACAAGUACCUGGUGAAACUCCACCUCCUUUACCUGACCGUCCAGAUAACCUUGACGAGGACUACAAUCCUAAUGACUCAGGUGUWGACACACUUCGUAGUGUUUAUAAUGGGUAUUCGACAAUUAAUGACCGGCCRGCUAGAAAUAGGGUAUAUGAGGAAAUCCACAACACUAAAAAUGGAGAAGAACCAGAUCCAUACCAACUUGCUUUCAACAAGAAAGUACAAAUGUUUAAUGAAAGGUCAAGAGAACCUGUCGAGAAUGAAGUUUGGAUCAAACGAAAAGAAAAAAGAAAUUCUGUACCUGACUUGUAUAGUAAAGUGAAGAAGGCACCACUGGCUUCGCAAGAGGAGGAUGAAGAUCCUGAUUAUUCACGUGUACAAGACGAUAUGCCUGUAAUUAUUAAAGCUGAUGAUGACACUGCCCAGACCCCCACGGGCUACUCAACGGGUACUCUGAGGUCAUCAUACUCGGCCGAGGAACUAMGAUCCACAACACUGGAACGGUCUACUAGCAAAAAACUAGGUUUUGGUUUUAGACGUCACAAGCGUGACUUACAAUUAUUGGAUGGCGUUACAUCUGAUGGGGGAACUGGUGAUGAGGACUCGAUGUCACGCAAGCAUGAUCGUGAACGAAAGAAAAAGAUCAAUAUUAAAAUGCGUUCACGGCGUUCCUCACCUGCAAGAGUACGUCAUAARAGUGACGAUAYUACACCAAAUGCCUCCAUUGACGUUGAGAAGUCCAACUCAUUAAAACACAAAAUGAAAAGUAAAGGAUCCAAGAAAGUCCACAAAUCUGAAGGUAAACAGUUCGCUGACUCAAAUGAAGAAUCUUCAGAUACAAGCAGCCUUGAGAACAAAAAGAAAAAUAAUUUAUCAAAGGUAUCAACYCCACCGACCUGGUACUCGCCUGGACUGAAGACGGAUUCACUGGAAGUACCUCGACAAGACCUGAAUGAAUCAGAAGAGGARACCGAGGAAGACAUCACGCGUUCGCCGGCUUCAAGUCUUUCUAGAAAAAAUAAAUCUAAGAAAAAGAAAACGCGUAUGGAGAAGGAACUUGAGAAAAGAAAACGACAUGACGAGAAAAAGAGAAAUAAAAUGAAAAAACAAAUGGAGAAAUAUAAGAAGAAAGGAAGUACCUACGAGAAACAGAAAAACCGUGAACAACAACCAAGUACGUACUUUGGACGGGCCCUGGAAGAGAUCUGUGAGACUGGACGAAAUGUGCCAGUAUUUGUCGACAAAUGCAUUGAGUUCGUGGAAGAAAAAGGUAUGCAGAUUGAAGGUAUCUACCGUGUUCCUGGAAAAGCCAUCGAUAUCAGACUCAUCGUUGAGAGAUUCGAAGAAAAUCCCGAUAUGGACUGGUCUAAUCUCAACGUCAGUGCGCAUUCAGUUACAGGGGCAUUAAAAUCAUUUUUGAAACGCCUACCAGAACCGUUGAUACCCAACAAUCUUCAGAACGAAAUACUCGAGGCUACAGCUAUCAUGGAUGGUGGUGAACGAUGUUCUGUGCUGAAAAAUUUAGUCAACGACAUGCCGCCGCUGCAUUUCGCUCUUUUGAAACGAUUUAUGUUCCAUCUUAACAGGAUAACCGAUUUCUCUCAAGAAAAUCUAAUGGAAUCUCGUAACCUAUCGACAGUCAUCUUCCCAACACUGCUACGAAUACAGUUUGAGUCCUUCCAGUCAAUGCAUCGACAAAUGAACUUUGGACUCUUCAUUCAAACAUGCAUUGAAAAGUGUGAAUAUUUCUUUGACGACGAAACGUUGCCUGUGGAGAGCAUGACGUCAURAAAUUAUUGCGUCAUGAGUUGCGACGUCAUAGUGACGUCAUGUUAAUCGAAUUCGCAUCGAUAUAUUGAGCCGUAAACAUAGCAAGGACUGCGCAAUCGCUGCAGGAACAAUCAUCUCUAUUGUAUAAAUAAUGUAGUUCCUUUCCUCGUGAAAAAUUAAGAGCUGAUAAAAUAGUAUCAGAAUUUUAUUUACUAAAGAAUCUAGGUUUUUAUUGUAAGCCAAGAAUUGGAUCAAUAGAUAAUWACCAGGCUUUCCCGGCCAAGAAUUUUAGUGGUCUGGUAACGAGGAUGCCGUGCGGUGAUAAUCUUUGAGUGAAAUGAUUGUUUUAUGUUGUGGCUGGAUGAAUUUCAGCCUUGUAAAUUAGCGAUACGCAAUGAAUAAAGAACAGUUUUUAUGAAAA